This is a messenger RNA of Penicillium vulpinum, 228 nucleotides long. RefSeq lists its product as uncharacterized. The record is from RefSeq and is a predicted model, not a curated record. Lineage: Eukaryota; Fungi; Ascomycota; Eurotiomycetes; Eurotiales; Aspergillaceae. The transcript has a single exon. Bases 1 to 228 code for a protein of 75 amino acids.
AUGGUGAAGGAAUGGAAACGGAGUCUUUCUGAUCGCGAGGACUGGCAAAAGCGAAUUCUGACGGAAGCAUUCGCGGACGCAUGCAGCGACUAUAGUCCGCCAGAGUCGGAUGACGACUCCGUCGCCGUCGACGACGACGUCGAAACCAUACCUACGGUUGCUCCGGCUGUCACGGCGGAAGCAUCGACAGAUGGCAGUGUCACGGUCACCGCUGACGUAUCCACCUAG